AUGACCGAUGUGCCUAUUGCAAAAACCUCUCACAAGGCUGAGGAACACUACACCCGUCUCCACAUUGCUCCUCUAAAUCCUGAGCUCCUGAAGGUCAUCGUCCCACAGGCUACCCUCUCUAAAGCCCGCGCAAUCUCGUACCAUACCCUCCAGGCCUUCCCCGAGCGCCCUUACGGUUUUGUCGAACUCCCAUCUGCCGACGCCCAAAAGAUCAAGAAUAAACUCAACGGGGCAGUCCUGAAAGGCGUCAAGAUUCGGGUUGAGCCAGCCCGACCGGACAACAUGCCAAAACCCGAUCCUGACGCGGUCGUUGAAGCUGCGGCUGGCGGUGACCUGGAGCGCAAGUCAAAAAAGUCCAAGGCAGACAUACGGGAGAAGAAGAGGAAGCGCGACCCUCAAGAGAUUGCGGGCAUCGAGUUAGAGGAGGGCCGCAAAGUCAAGCGCGGCUGGACUGUCACGCCAGACGAGGUGAAGUCCAAGAAGAAGAAGGAAAAAGAGAGAGAAAGGGCACAACCGAAGUCAGCAAAUUCCAAAAAGGAGAAGAAGGAGAGAAAAGAGAAGAAGGAAAAGAAGAAGAGGCGGAGAGAUGCCGAAUCCGAGUACACCGAUGGACCCGAGUGCCUGGUCAAGACACAACUUCCUCCAAACAAGCGCGAUGUGCUAGCUGGGGACUCCCAAGGAGGUGAAACGAAAAAGUCAAGGAAGCACAAGAAGCAUGAGGUUGUUGUCCAUGAAUUCGAGAAUACGCGAAAGUUCCCAACGUACUUCAAGGCUUCCAAGGGCGCCAGUGCGUCCGGCACUGAAUCCGACUUUGUGGAGGGCAAGGGCUGGGUGGACAGCAAUGGAAAUGUGGUCGAGAAGGUCAAAAGCACCAGGCCAAAAGGUCUUCCAAAGACUCAGGUUGAAAAGAAGACUGCCGAGGAGGACGACACUACUAGCAGCAGUGGAACCUCGUCAGAAGAGGAGGAUGACGAUUCUGAGGCCGAGGAAGAUGCUGGUGCUUCCAAGCAGAAGACCAGGGUUGCGCAUCCGGGCCACAAGUCUCUGGCUCUGGACACUGUGACUGGCGCUGGGUUAGAGAGCCCCACGGAUUCAGCCCGACCAAAGUCCUCAAGCUCAGCCAGGAGCCUAACAAUCAAGAUACCCCCGGCAACCCCUUCCUCCAACAAAGUCCACCCUCUCGAAGCAUUAUACAAACGACAACAGCAAGGCGAAGCAGCUGCUACAGCUGACACUGCAGGGGACCAGCCCUUUGCAUUCUUCGGCGGGCAAGAUGUUGGAGACGAUGACGAUGAUGACCUUGGCCAAGGUGAAUCGGUGAAUGGUCCGGGAAUAGACAACGACGAAAGUAGCAGCCAGGCGGGUCUCUCUCAGGGCAACCAGCUGCCCAUGACUCCUUUUUCCAAGCAGGAUUUUGAGUGGCGAGGCAUGCGCAGUGCAGCUCCAACCCCAGACACUGCACACCCGAGCCGGUAUUCAAGAAUAUGGCCGCUCAGAGAUGACAGGGAGGAGAGCCCGGGCAUUGCAGAGGGUGAGGAGCAUGAUGACGAAGCGGACAGCCCCGGAGGGGCCAGGCCGGAGAAGCCAGAGGAAGGAGAACCCACCAACCCCAACACCGACUUCCAGAAGUGGUUCUACGAGAAUCGAGGUGACCUCAAUCGGUCCUGGCAGAGGAGGAGAAAAGUGGCAGCCAAGCAGAAGAGGUACCGGGAGAACAAGGCCCGGGCCACCUGA
This is a messenger RNA of Diaporthe citri, 1734 nucleotides long. RefSeq lists its product as uncharacterized. Gene Ontology annotation, molecular function: nucleic acid binding. Lineage: Eukaryota; Fungi; Ascomycota; Sordariomycetes; Diaporthales; Diaporthaceae. The record is from RefSeq and is a predicted model, not a curated record. The transcript has a single exon. Bases 1 to 1734 code for a protein of 577 amino acids.